Messenger RNA from Dermatophagoides pteronyssinus (European house dust mite), 894 nucleotides. RefSeq names its product serine/threonine-protein phosphatase 5-like. The record is from RefSeq and is a predicted model, not a curated record. Lineage: Eukaryota; Metazoa; Arthropoda; Arachnida; Sarcoptiformes; Pyroglyphidae.
AUGCCAGACCAACUGGUUGCAAAAAUAAUAGCGAAAGCCACACAAUUCAGUAAAACUCUACCGAAUGUAGUUAGAAUUAAUUCAGAUGUUGCUAAAGCAACAGUCACCGUGUGUGGAGACAUUCAUGGACAAUACUACGAUUUGCUCAACAUUUUCAAGCUAAAUGGCAAGCCAUCUGAAACUAACUACUAUGUUUUCAAUGGAGAUUUCGUCGACAGGGGCAGUUUUAGUUUAGAAGUUAUUAUUACUUUGUAUGUGUGCAGACUUAUCUGGCCUAAAUUUAUCCACCUUACCCGCGGUAACCAUGAAUCAAAAGACAUGACUCAACUGUAUGGAUUUAAACACGAAACCGAGAAAAAAACUAAUAGCAGUAUUUAUAAUUUAUUUAUUGAAUCGUUCGAAUACUUGCCUUUAGCUCACAUUAUCAGCGAACGUAUAUUUGUGGUGCACGGUGGGUUGCCUUCUACUAAAGGCGUCACAAUAGAUAAAAUAAAUUCACUCUUACGAGUUAAAAAUUCCGAUCCUAUUAUCACUGAUUUAUUGUGGGCUGACCCAGGUGUUGCAGAAGGAACCAGUGCAAGCCAGCGCGGUGUGAGCCACGUUUUCGGUCCGGAUUAUACUGAAGAGUUUUUGAAAACAAACAACUUGGAUCUCGUAAUCAGAUCCCACGAAGUCAAAAACUCGGGCUGGGAAAAAAUGCACAAUGACAAGCUAUAUACGAUUUUCAGUGCGCCCAACUACUGCGACACAAUGCAAAAUCUCGGCGCUUACUUAAAGUUCUCGUUCAGCAAAUUGCACGACAAAAACUGGCAGGUCGAACCAGAAAUAAUCGAGUUUAAAGAAGUUACGCACCCUAGUGUUCCAGCCAUGCAGUACUCUGCAUUUAAUUUUUAA